This is a messenger RNA of Prunus armeniaca (apricot), 3006 nucleotides long. NCBI's taxonomy places the organism in Eukaryota, Viridiplantae, Streptophyta, Magnoliopsida, Rosales, Rosaceae. The record is from the annotation of a GenBank genome assembly.
AUGAGCGUGGGAAAGAGUGGGCAAAGGCAAGGCAGGGGGGCAGAAUCCCAGAUCUAUAAGCAGAAAGCCACGCAAGCGCAUAUGGCUAUAAAUAAGGCGAGACGGAAGAAGAAGAAAGAACCAGUCACGUAUUCUUUACCUCCGAAAGAGAAAUGGCGUCUCACAUUGUUGGAUACCCUCGUAUGGGCCCCAAGAGAGAGCUCAAGUUUGCUUUGGAAUCUUUCUGGGAUGGGAAAGAGCAGUGCCGAAGAUUUACAGAAGGUGGCAGCUGAUCUGAGAUCUUCCAUCUGGAAGCAGAUGGCUGAUGCUGGGAUCAAGCACAUCCCCAGCAACACUUUCUCAUACUACGAUCAAGUGCUUGACACCACUGCAUUGCUCGGGGCUGUUCCACCUAGAUAUGGAUGGAAUGGUGGUGAGAUUGGAUUUGACACAUACUUCUCCAUGGCCAGAGGAAAUGCCUCAGUUCCUGCUAUGGAGAUGACCAAGUGGUUCGAUACCAACUACCAUUUCAUUGUCCCUGAGUUGGGACCUGAUGUCAACUUCUCCUAUGCUUCUCACAAGGCUGUCGAGGAAUACAAGGAGGCUAAGGCGCUUGGAGUGGACACCAUUCCAGUCCUUGUUGGUCCUGUGUCAUACUUGUUGCUUUCGAAACCAGCAAAGGGUGUUGAGAAGUCCUUUUCUCUUCUCUCUCUUCUUGGAAAAAUCAUUCCAAUCUACAAGGAAGUUAUAUCUGAGCUUAAGGCUGCUGGAGCUUCAUGGAUUCAGUUUGAUGAGCCCACGCUUGUUAUGGAUCUUGAUUCUCACAAGUUGCAAGCAUUCACUGAAGCCUACUCUCACCUGGAAUCAACUCUAUCUGGCUUGAAUGUUCUUAUUGAGACCUACUUUGCUGAUGUUCCCGCUGAGGCAUUCAAGACCCUCACUUCCUUGAAAGGUGUCACCGCAUUUGGUUUUGAUUUAGUUCGUGGUGAUAAGACCCUUGAUUUGAUUAAGGGUGAAUUCCCUAAGGGAAAAUACCUCUUUGCCGGAUUGGUUGAUGGAAGGAACAUCUGGGCUAAUGAUCUUUCUGCCUCCCUAAGUACUUUACAGACUCUUGAAGGCAUUGUUGGCAAAGAUAAACUUGUUGUCUCCACCUCCUGCUCUCUUCUUCACACUGCUGUUGAUCUUGUUAAUGAGACCAAGCUGGACCAGGAAAUAAAAUCAUGGCUUGCUUUUGCUGCCCAGAAAAUUGUUGAAGUUAAUGCUUUGGCCAAGGCCUUGGCUGGUCACAAGGAUGAGGCAUUUUUCUCUGCUAAUGCCGCAGCUCAGGCUUCAAGGAAGUCCUCCCCAAGGGUGACCAAUGAGGCUGUUCAAAAGGCUGCUGCUGCGUUGAAGGGCUCUGACCACCGCCGUGCUACUAAUGUAAGUGCUAGACUUGAUGCUCAACAGAAGAAGCUUAACCUUCCAAUUCUCCCAACCACUACCAUUGGAUCAUUCCCACAGACCAUUGAACUCAGGAGGGUCCGUCGUGAAUACAAGGCCAAGAAGAUUUCUGAGGAGGAGUAUGUCAAGGCCAUUAAGGAGGAAAUUAGCAAAGUUGUAAAGCUUCAGGAAGAGCUCGACAUUGAUGUCCUUGUCCAUGGGGAGCCCGAGAGGAAUGAUAUGGUUGAGUACUUUGGAGAACAAUUAUCAGGCUUUGCCUUUACUGUCAAUGGCUGGGUGCAAUCUUAUGGAUCUCGAUGUGUGAAGCCACCAAUCAUCUACGGUGAUGUCAGCCGCCCCAACCCAAUGACUGUGUUCUGGUCAUCUGCUGCUCAGAGCAUGACUGCCCGCCCAAUGAAGGGAAUGCUUACAGGCCCUGUCACCAUUCUUAACUGGUCCUUUGUUAGAAAUGACCAGCCCCGAUUUGAGACUACCUACCAGAUUGCUUUGGCCAUCAAGGAUGAAGUGGAGGAUCUUGAGAAAGCUGGUAUCAACGUUAUUCAAAUUGAUGAGGCUGCUUUGAGAGAGGGGUUGCCCCUAAGGAAGUCGGAGCAAGCUUUCUACUUGGAUUGGGCUGUCCACUCCUUCAGGAUCACCAACUGUGGUGUGCAGGACACUACUCAGAUUCACACUCACAUGUGCUAUUCCAACUUCAACGACAUCAUCCACUCAAUCAUUGACAUGGAUGCUGAUGUGAUCACCAUUGAGAAUUCUCGCUCAGAUGAGAAGCUCCUGUCGGUCUUCCGCGAGGGAGUGAAGUACGGUGCUGGCAUUGGCCCUGGUGUCUAUGACAUCCACUCUCCAAGAAUACCAUCAACUGAAGAGAUUGCAGACCGGAUCAACAAGAUGCUUGCAGUGCUCGAGACAAACAUCUUGUGGGUUAACCCUGAUUGUGGUCUCAAGACUCGCAAGUACGCUGAAGUGAAGCCAGCCCUCAGUAACAUGGUUGCUGCUGCCAAGCUCCUCCGCACCCAGCUCGCCAGUACCAACACACACAAGGAAUGCUUGCAACAAAUAGAUGAAUAUGAGACGCUCGAAGGGCAUAAUGGAAUGAAAGUAAAUAUGGACUGGAUGGGAAAUUAUAAUUUGUGGACUUCACGCAUGCAUGAAUAUUUUGCUGGUCAAGCUACACAAGAUGGAACAGUUGAUACAUAUUGGAGAAGAUUUGCAUAUGAAAAGCGUGGUGGCUUGGAUGGAUAUGUUGCGCUUCUGACUUCUGAUCAAGUGAUUGAUCGGCCAAGCAAAGAACCUCCUCUUGGCCUAGACUUGACGUCGGUGAGGAACCUCCAUGGUGGAACUCACUUCAGCGGAACUCCCUUCCGCAGAACUUUCUUUGCGGAAUUCCCUUCCACAGAACUUCCUCGACGGAACUGCCUCAGUGACACUCCUUUAGGUAGAACUCAUUUCGGCGGAACUACCUCAACGGGGCUCCCUUCCUCAGAACUUCCUUGGCAGGACUCCUUUUCGUGGAACUUCCUAGGCGGGACUUAUUUCUGCGGAACUCCUUUCCACAGACCACGGAUUGGAGAUCCGGAAGAUUCGGAUUGA